UUCCAUACUUCCAACUUGAUUUCUUAAAGAAAUUCAAAAAAUCUACUAACGCGUUGGUCAGAAUUUGGUCAUCAACUUCACUUGAACCAUGCUUAUAUUAGUACUUUAUUCCCCAGAAUUUCGUUUAACUAGUUAAACGGUUUCCUUAACAAGUGUGACCUAUUUUCUCCUCUAUUUCUCUCGAAUCCCUUCUUCAUCGUGUUGAAAUUGGUCAAAAGAGUGAAAGGAUCCGAAGAUUUAUGUAGCCAAAAUGAUGGAUUUGUGAUAAGCGAAGCUUGUAACUGGUAAUUUUUGAGCUUGUUGGGCAAAUUUUAGGAGAAAGAGAAGGAUGUUGCUACUAUUUAUAGUGUUUAUUCUGGGAGCUGUAACGGUUAUUGCAGUGGAAGCUGUGGGCGUGGUGUUUUUGAUACGCUGGUUGAACCGUAGAGUUGCUCGUGAAGUGGAUAGAGCGAAACCGGACGGGUCGCUAUCGUCUACUGGGGAUUUCGAUUUCUCGUUGUACCUGAAGCAGGGGAUAGUCUGGGUUCUAGAAUCUGAAAGAAUACCAAAGGCUCUUCCUGUGGACAAAGCCGUGACGCAGCAAAAAAGCAAGAAGGAGAUCUUAGAGGUUACACCUACUCAGAAAUUUGCCCAAAUCAAGGAUCAUCAUCUCGUACUAACAGAGUCAGAUGGUUCCCAUGUAGAAAUUCCACUGAAAGGUUGCAUAAUAGCAGCUGUUUCAGCCUCAAGCUUGUCCACUAGAAAAUGGGCAAAAAGAUAUCCUAUCAAAAUAGAGUGCAGAGCAUCAACUUCAUAUGAAGGAAGUAGAAUACUGUACAUUUAUCUUGAGACAUGUUGGGAGAAAGAAGCAUGGUGCAAAUCCCUUCGUCUUGCUUCCUGCGAGGACCAAGUAAAACUUAUGUGGUUUGCCAAGUUGAAUAUAGAGUUUCAAAAUUACCUGACGUCAUUAAAUGCAGGUUAUCCUUCAUUUAUGAAACCGUAUUCAAGUGUUACUGCUGAUUUAGGUGAUAAAUCAAGUAAGUUUGAUGGUUCCUCAUCAAAAGUUCGGCAAUUCCUGAAAAAGCUUGGCAAGAAAGCUUCUAAGAGAAUUCCAGAAAAUAAAGGAAGCGGCAUUUCAACGUCAGAUCAUGAAGAAAGGAAGAUAAGUGAGAGAGCUCAAUCCGUACAAGACCUUGCUUUUGCUGGUGGAGGUGUCAAGUUGGCUCCAACACGAAAACCUCUUGAUUUUUCUACUAAGGACGUUGUAGUGCCUUCAUCUACAUCAACAUCUACUGGAUCAGGAAGCCGGAGUCAAAUGUCUGUUACUUCUGAUGCAGAUUCUGAUGAGAGAAUUUUUGGUGAUGAAGGAACUCUUUGUUGGAACUUGUUGAUAUCCCGUUUGUUUUUUGAUGCUAAAGGAAACGACCAGAUGAAAACCUCUUUGCAAGCUAGGAUUCAGAGAACGCUGUCAAAUAUACGAAUUCCUAGCUACAUAGGCGAAGUGACAUGUACUUCUGUUAAUAUUGGUAACCUUCCUCCCUAUAUACGUGCAAUGAGAGUUCUUCCCUCAGACAUGAAAGAGUUUUGGGCCUUCGAAAUUGAUCUUCAGUAUUCUGGUGAUGCAAUCUUGGAGGUCGAGACGAGGGUAGCAGUUCAGGACCUUGAUUUACCUGAAGGUGAUGAACCAGAAACAGAAUCCAGUGCUAUUCAUGAUGUGAAAUAUGAUUUACUAGAAGGGGUUGAGCAGUUUGGAAAACAAAAGCAUUCUGAAGUGAACGGUGAUAAGAUGGACCAAACCAAGGAAGAUGGGAUGAGAAGCUCCAAUAGCACACCAAAUGUGUUGCCUCAAGUUUCUAAGUGGAAGUCUAUCUUUAAUUCUGUUGCCAAGCAGGUCUCACAGGUAUCACUCUCUCUGGGGAUUAGGAUCGCAUCCAUUCAAGGAACUAUGAGGCUCUACAUAAAGCCACCACCUUCAGAUCAAAUAUGGUUCGGAUUCACAUCGAUGCCCGAUAUAGAUAUCCACUUGGACUCUUCCGUUGGGGAGCAUAAGAUCUCAAGUGGGCAUCUCUCUUUGUUCCUAAUCAAUCGGUUCAAGGGUGCUAUUCGUGAAACACUGGUACUUCCAAACUGUGAAAGUGUAUCCAUCCCAUUCAUGUUAGCGGAAAAGGAUGACUGGGUCCCCCGACAAGUUGCCCCAUUUUUAUGGCUGAAUCGAGAAGGUGCAGGAAAUAAUGCCAACAGACAAGAAGCAUCCAGCUCCCAACCUGCGGAUGCAACACGAGUCACUGAAGUUGAUAGGGGAGGUACCAAUGGUAAUGCUGAAAGCAAAACUGAAAUUCCAGGAAAAACAGGAUGGAGUACUCAACAAAGCAAGUCAUUGGAUCCACAUGCACUAUUAUCAGUUCCUACGCAUAGUCCAGACACAGGAAGCACCUCUAGCAAUGGUGGAAGCAAUCAAGGGAAGACUAAAAAAGUUGGAUGGUCUGCCCUGCAAAGCAAAUCACUGGAUCCACAUGCGUCCCUAUCAGUUCCUAUAGCACAACCUAGCACAAAUAACCAGCCUUCGGAAGAAUUGAGAGCACCGUUGUUGAAGCAUGAGGAACAGCAAGAGGUUCAUCUCAGAAGCACCGAGGAGAACAUAGAAGGCAAGUCACCUUCUCGACAACUGUUACUACUUGAUGAAAAAAAUCAAAUUACUGGAGAAGAUGAUUCAAAGUCUACAAGAUUAGGGAGAAGGGCUAGGAUGCUUGGUUUGGGGAAGAAAAUGGGGGAGAAACUGGAAGAGAGGGCACGUCACAUAGAAGAGAAGGGGAGAAAUUUAGUUGAGAGAAUGAGGGGACAACAGUGAAAUAAAGGAACAUUGUAAAUUUUAUAGUAUCACCAAUUCAUUUAUUUGCACAAGGCAAGUCCCCAGUGUA
Molecule: messenger RNA, 2897 nt
Organism: Solanum verrucosum
Lineage: Eukaryota; Viridiplantae; Streptophyta; Magnoliopsida; Solanales; Solanaceae
Exons: 7
Coding region: 329-2827 (832 amino acids)
Cellular component (GO): endoplasmic reticulum
Molecular function (GO): lipid binding
Source: RefSeq, a predicted model, not a curated record